GAACAUUUCACCUCUCUCACUCAUCUCUGAUAGCUGCAGCUUCUCUCGGUGGAGCUUGAAGCAGGUCAACAGCACCCAUUUCUCCCACUAGGAUCAUUCUCAGUGACUUCUUUAAGGCACCAACGGCUGGUGAGAGAGUUGCAGACGGGGAGGGAAGGCCGCAUCGGUACCUCUUCCGUUUGGCGCAAUUCGUAUCGGUAGCUCUCGGGGGCAGGUCUCACAAGCUACAUCUCGACGUGUUGGCGACGCUGUUAUCAGCAGCUGCUGGCGCCAGGCAACGUCCUGGACUUACCGCGACGAGAUGGGCAAACCGGAGCCAGAAAUCGCAUCUGGGCCAUCCACUGCCCCUAACGCUUCGCAGACCGCGCCUGCAGCCUCUGGUGAUGUCCCCACGCCGAUCACUUCGCUCGAGCUGGAUAUUCUCAAAGGAGAUAAGAUCUACUUUGCGGACCAUUUCGAUCAAGCCACGAAAGAAUACCUCACGGAACUAGCAACGCGUAUCGGUGCUACUUUGAGCAGCCAGGUCGAUUCCAAUAUAGCGAUCAUGAAUCCAUACUCUAAAUCAUACAAGAACGAUACACAACAGCUCGCCAAUUUACGAUCCAAAUAUCCCAACCUCCCACAUCCCAUCAUCAUCCCAUACCAUUGGCUCACGGCAAGUCUGGCCCAAGGCGUUCGUAUACCUUUGGAUACGCUCGUGAAGAAGCUUCCGAUCCUUGUGCAGCCAUCUCCAGCUGUCAAUCGGGCUCCCUUGAGGAUAUGGGUAUCUGUCAACCUUCAUCGAGCGUCUCAGGAACGGGACGCACAUGAGGCGCAGAGACAAGUCCAAAAGCAAUUACUGGAACGAGGAGCGCUCAUUGUAGUCAAGCGAAGUAUGGCUGAUAUCCUCAUCGUGGAUCGAAAAUCUGUAUUCUUCAGCAAGAUUAUCUUACGGGAACGUCAAAAGUAUAAUCGAAAGACUCAGCGAAUCGUGGAAAGGGACUGGGUGGAUGACUGUAUCAAGAGUGGGAAAAUGGUCUGGCCGCCAACGGAGGAAGAGGAGGGAGAGGUCGACUCUAUGGCUGAAGAGGAACCACCAAAGGUUGGCAGGGGACCAGGGAGACCGCCUGGCAAACCUCGGGUAGAGUACACACCCGAGGAUGGAGACUUCUUAUGUCGAUACCUGGCUGCUUUCCAUCCUUCAGGGUCUUGGAUGUCAAAAAAGACGUACACGACGAUGGCUGCACGAGCCUCUGAAUUCCCCAUUAUUGCCCGUCAUUCGGACCAAUCGUGGCACGAACAUUUUAAGAAGAACUCUGCGACGUAUCAAAGACGAGUCGACCGCAACAUCAGCGAAGGGAUAGAUGAAUCGCUCAAAACUACCGCUGAGAGGGAAAAGGAGGGCAACACGAAUGCCAAUCAGCAGCCAGUAUUGGUGGAGGACACUCAUUCCACUCAGCCAAGCGCUGAGCCGAGCGAUGAGACGAGUGCCAACGCAAGAUCAAUCAAGAAGCUACCUGAAUCGACACUACCUGAAUCGACAAACGUCGAUACCGCACAUGCAGAGAGCUCCAAUGCUCCCCUGACAGUCGCCGAACGUGAGGGAGCUAGACUAACUCAGAUGGCCGCAGACGCCAUACAGACCGAUACUGCCCUCCCGGAGGCCACGAUAGCUGUCGAAGCUCCUCCUGAGCCUGCGCCGUCACAGACACAUCAUGAUCCUGUCUCUGGUCCAAGCACGAAGCGCAGACGAUUAGUCGGACCUGACGACGAACGCGAUGUGGCAUCGCUCACGGAGCAAGCUGCGGAUCUGCAAGAACAGGACGUGAUCGUCAUCGAGGAGACUACCAGUGUUGUCGUCAUGGAAGUAGACCCAACGCCAGCUCCCCUGUUGCCGCCGUCGCCACCGCCUCCUGCUCCGGCUCCUGAGGCCAUGGCAAGCGUUCCGACGCUUCCGACGCCUCAAGUCGUCCCCGUCGCUCCACCAUCAGAGCCCUCGGCGGUACCUGAGCCCUUGGCACAUCCCUGGUCAGCUGCUGUUCUCAACACGAUGCAAACACCAGCUGGUGGUCCACGACGCAGCACAGGUCGCGCGAGCGGUAGUGGUCAGCGUAGUAAAACCAAGAAGAAGGAUCCGCUGUUGACGCCGAAUCAAACUCCUGGCCGCGAUCUUCUCGCUGAAAAGAUUCGAUCGAGCGAAGUCAAACGACACCGUCAACUUGAACUCGUGGCCUACAAUGGCCGAGUCCCUGAGAAACCCACAGAACCCGACAUGAUCUCCGUGCCCAGAGCCAUUGCGACUGCCUCAGAGCACAUAGCAACAUUAUCGAAAGAGGCGCCUGCCGACGCAGAGGCUGUACAAAAUACGCGCAAGCAGCGGACUCCUUCGCCUCCUCUCUCGAAACGCGAGCGAGAGGCCCAGCUUGCACAUGCGAAAGAAGUCGCUGCUGCGAUGCAAGCAGAGUACAAGACGCGAUUGUACGGAUUCGCGAAGAAGUACGGUCUGAAACCUUCUGAAGUCGUCAGUGCGCUUGACGAGUGGAAACAACGUAGAGUGGGGUCCGUAGGUGGGAUUGAAGGGGGAGACGUGUUCUGGAACCAUAUGUCACAGGCCUUGAAGGAGAAGUUUGGGUUCUAGGAGGGAGGGGAAGGUGAAGACAGUGUAAUGAUGAUUUAUGUGUAGCUGGGGAUUGUAAGAUUCUCCCGAGGGGACACCGGGAGCCUUAUGGAUAGAAGAUGGAUUCUCAGUUGAUGAUUGGCUCAUGCAUGAUGACGUUGACAUGAGCAACCGUGAGCUAUAAGAUCAGCGUUCAGGAAGCCGGAACAAGUGGCUUAGCUGACCUCU
This is a messenger RNA of Kockovaella imperatae, 2824 nucleotides long. RefSeq lists its product as hypothetical. The record is from RefSeq and is a predicted model, not a curated record. The transcript has 5 exons. The coding region runs from base 302 to 2617 and encodes 771 amino acids. NCBI's taxonomy places the organism in Eukaryota, Fungi, Basidiomycota, Tremellomycetes, Tremellales, Cuniculitremaceae.